CAUCCAUCUUUCCCACAACUCCGCAAGCGAGAACUCACUCAAUUUCUUGGUAAUUACCAAAGGAGAUCACUGUUGCUGUUAUUAAGAAUAUGGCCGAAUGUCCAGGGAAGAGCACAUGGCCGGAGCUGCUUGGUGCAAAUGGGGAGGCUGCUGCUGCUCAGAUAGAGAAAGAGAAUGCAAAUGUUGAGGCAAUUGUUAUACUGGAGGGAUCUCCAACGACUCUGGACUUCAGGUGCGAUAGAGUUUGGGUAUGGGUGGACAAUGAUGGGAAGGUCACUCAAGUUCCUACCAUCGGUUGAACAAUUAUUAAUUAAUUUGGGUUGUUAAUUUUAAUUAAGUUAGUAAUACAUGAAAUAAUGUGAUCUGCUUCAUCCUCUUAUGUAAUGUUAUGUACUCGUAUUUUCUGAAGUGAGAUUGAUGAAGUCUGGAGAUUCUUUUAUCUAAACCUAUCACCAGGAUCUCCGCCCAA
Molecule: messenger RNA, 469 nt
Organism: Mangifera indica (mango)
Lineage: Eukaryota; Viridiplantae; Streptophyta; Magnoliopsida; Sapindales; Anacardiaceae
Product: proteinase inhibitor-like
Exons: 2
Coding region: 90-299 (69 amino acids)
Biological process (GO): response to wounding
Molecular function (GO): serine-type endopeptidase inhibitor activity
Source: RefSeq, a predicted model, not a curated record